ACAUACAUUACUAAUACUUACUUUUUUUGAGAACUCUGACAAUAAAGAAAGCAACGGGAGAAAAACAAAGAUUUGAUAAAAGCGUCUGAGCAGUUUUUGGAUGUUGUUAUUUCUUACCCAGUUGUGCAUUACAUGAUAAGAGAAGAAGAUAAUGUGAGAUAAAAAUUGAAUUGAAUUGAGACAUGAUCAUAUAAGCUAUAUAUCGAAAAUGUACCUUAAAAGUAAGUUUGAUCAAAAAUCUGUCCUUUUUGUUUAAUUCAAAUUUUUUCUGUUUGCAUUAAAAACUUCAAUUAGCUCUGACCGCUGUUACUUCAAAAACAUACUUGUGACAAAUUUUCAUUUUAGAAGUUAUCUGAAGUUCUUUUUCAUAUUAAAUAGUUUCUAUUUUUGUUCUUACUUUUAGCUCCGAUCAUUUGUCAAAUGACACAAAUUUUUAUUCAACUUUAUCAACGAUUACACCUAAUUCCACUACCAAUAUUAAUUUGAAUACUAUGACUGAUUCAUCUUCAAAUCCAACAAUUCAAAAUCGUUUUGCAUUAGCCUAUUAUAUUUUAAUUGCCAUUACUGGUCUACUUGGUAAUGCUACCACCAUCAUUGUAUUUAGUCAACGACGUUUACGUUCAUUACGUAGUAGUUUUUUUCUUACAUGUUUAGCGAUAACUGAUUUAGUAUUCAUAUUAAUUCUUGUUAUUGCUCUAUUAGAUGAGUUAAAUGUACCUGUUCUUAACGCUAUGACAUGUCUAUUAACAAUCUAUUUUAGUCAUAUUGCGUCCUUUCUAUCAUCAAAUUUUACUCUAGCCUAUACAUCUCAUCGUCUCAUUGCCGUAUUUUUCCCAAUAAAAGCCACCACUUUUCUAAAACAACGUACAAAUCGCAUACUCGCCUUUACACUUAUCGUAUUUGCUUGCUCAUUCUAUUCAAUCAGUUUUCCUGUGACAACGACAAGACCGAGAAAUAAUCAAACGUAUCUGGUACAUUGUGAAGAAGAUAAAGAAAAACCAUUAUUGUUUCCAUUCCUCAUAAUUGAUACAUUUUUUACAUUUUUAUUCCCAUUUUCUGCCAUAACAAUAAUGAAUUUAGCUAUUGUUUAUAAACUACACACAAAACUAACGUUUAAAAAAUUGGUACCCGCACAUCCAUUUCUACCAGCUAAAAGCUCAAAUUCCUCAAAUAUGUCUUCAACAAAUGAAAAAUCAGAUGUUGCCACAUCUCAAUUCAAAUUAACAUCGGUUCAUCGUCCUACUUAUCAAUCAUUAAAUGAAAAUGGUCAUUUACCGAUUUUGUCAAAUGGUAAUAAUGAAUAUCAACAUUUAAUUCAACAUCGUUCAUUUUUAACUGUGAAUCAUCGUUAUUUUAAAUCACGUAUUCUUUUAAAUGAAGAUGGUACUAAGAAGUCACGUCAUCAACAACAACAUCAACAACAACAACAACGAAGUAAUUCUUUACAAAAUAGCUCAAUUCGCAUACGUUCAACACAUGCACGAGCAAAUGCAUCGGCUAAAACAACAAAAAUGUUAUUAGCUGCAUCGACCGUAUUUCUCGUAUUCAAUUUACCCUAUCAUUUAUUACUAUUCUGUUUUCUUUUUUUGAAAAAAUAUCCAUCAUGGUUACUGACAGCGGUCAACAUUGCUCGACACUGGUUUUUUGCGUCGUUUUGUGUUAACUUUUUUGUUUAUGCUAUAUGUGGUCAACGAUUUAGAAAUGAAGUAUUACGUUUAUUUUGUUGUCACGGUAAGAGAUUAUUUCAAUAUAGCGGUAGUAUUAAAUCGGCAGGAGAGAGAAAUAAUAGUAUUUAUACAAGCAAACGUCUGUUACCAAUUUCAUCCACUUACAUAUCAGGAACGAAUUAA
Didymodactylos carnosus is the source of this 1850-nucleotide messenger RNA. The record is from the annotation of a GenBank genome assembly. Lineage: Eukaryota; Metazoa; Rotifera; Eurotatoria; Philodinida; Philodinidae.